This is a messenger RNA of Penicillium argentinense, 1086 nucleotides long. It is a transcript of the gene lysB, whose product is annotated as homoisocitrate dehydrogenase lysB. The transcript is spliced from 4 exons. Gene Ontology annotation, cellular component: mitochondrion. The record is from RefSeq and is a predicted model, not a curated record. Gene Ontology annotation, molecular function: NAD binding; isocitrate dehydrogenase (NAD+) activity; magnesium ion binding. Gene Ontology annotation, biological process: isocitrate metabolic process; tricarboxylic acid cycle. Bases 1 to 1086 code for a protein of 361 amino acids. Lineage: Eukaryota; Fungi; Ascomycota; Eurotiomycetes; Eurotiales; Aspergillaceae.
AUGGCUGCUGCUGCUCGGACUCUUCGCAUUGGACUUAUCCCCGGAGACGGUAUCGGACGGGAGGUCAUCCCGGCCGGCCGUCGGGUCCUUGAGGCCCUGCCCUCUUCUCUGAACCUCAAGUUCAGCUUCGUCGACCUGGAGGCCGGUUACGACUGCUUCCAGAAAACCGGCACCGCCCUGCCGGACAAGACCGUUGACACCCUGAAGAAAGAGUGUGACGGUGCGCUGUUUGGUGCCGUCAGCUCCCCCAGCACCAAGGUCGCCGGCUACUCCUCCCCCAUCGUCGCCCUUCGCAAGAAGCUCGAUCUGUACGCCAACGUCCGCCCCGUCAAGACCACCAUCGGCAGCAGCAAUGGCAACCCCAUCGACCUCGUUAUUGUCCGCGAGAACACCGAGGACCUGUACGUGAAGGAGGAGAAAACCAUCGAGGGCCCCAACGGCAAGGUCGCCGAGGCCAUCAAGCGCAUCUCCGAAAAUGCCUCCUCGCGCAUCUCCACCAUCGCCGGUGAGAUUGCUCUGCGCCGCCAGAAGAUCCGCGCCGCUGCCCCGGCCACUUCCACCCGCGACCAGCCCAUGGUGACCAUCACCCACAAGUCGAACGUGCUGUCGCAGACCGACGGUCUGUUCCGCGAGACCGCGCGCAAGGCCCUGGCCGCCGAGAAGUUCUCCUCUGUCCUGGUCGAGGAGCAGAUCGUCGACUCCAUGGUAUACAAGCUCUUCCGUCAGCCCGAGUACUACGAUGUCAUUGUCGCCCCCAACCUGUACGGUGACAUUCUGUCUGAUGGCGCUGCUGCUCUGGUCGGCUCCCUGGGUCUGGUUCCCAGCGCCAACGUCGGUGACGGCUUCGCUAUCGGUGAGCCCUGCCACGGUAGUGCCCCUGACAUCGAGGGCAAGAACAUUGCCAAUCCCAUCGCUACCUUGCGCUCCGUUGCUCUGAUGCUCGAGUUCCUCGGCGAGGCGAACGCCGCUGCUAAGAUCUAUACCGCUGUCGAUGCCAACCUGGACGAGGCCAAAUUCCUCUCCCCCGACAUGGGCGGCAAGGCCUCUACCACUGAGGUUCUGGAAGAUGUUCUGAAGCGUCUGUAA